CCCAUUCAUUAAUGGUCCUAAUGGAAAUUUGUCAGCGUAAAAAUUCAAAUGCUAUUUCUAAUCCUGACUCUGUUCUCCGUGAUCAGUUUGUGGAAAAUGUUCGAGACAAAAUGUUGCGCAGGGAAUUAAAACAGUUUAUUCGCCUCUAUCCGGGCUCGCGUUUUUUGGAUGUGCGUAGAGAGUCAUUCCGUUGGGUUGACGAUGGGGAGGGGGCCCGCCCAGUGCGUGCUAGGGCUUUCUCUUGUGAUGCUAGUCCCGGGGCAGUAGGGGAAUGGGGAGCAGAGACCCAGGCUGUAGCUGCCACACCAAAAAACGAAUUGGUUGAACUUAAAGAUUGUUUGCGUAGGCAGCAAACUCAAUUGGACACCAUUCUAAAACAUUUGUCCUCUGGACCGGUGAAUUCCAAUCCCAAUAGCAGGCCAAAUAAUCCACCCCGGCGUUACAGAUUUGAAGCUGAUGGUCGGCCUAUUUGCUUAAAGUGUGAUCAGGCUGGUCAUAUGGCAAGGGACUGUUUGACAGUCCGUUGGCAGGGACGGCAGGUACGGAGUGACUCCGGACAGAGGGCAGUUAAUGUAGUUGAUGUUCAAUCCGCUGGGUUGCAGGGAAACUAGCACCCUCUAGUGUAUGGAGCCAAGCACUAGACGGGUCCUCAACAGGCUCAGGUUCUUUCCUCCCCAUACCAUCUUCUCAUUCCGUACUUAUAGGGCAGUGCCCGGUGGCCGACAUUAAGAUAGGAGGAGUGCCUAUCGCGUGUCUUGUUGACACUGGGUCUAUGGUAUCUACCAUCACAGAGUCUUUUUUUAAAGCGCAUUUCCAAGUUCAGGGGCAUGACCAGCUACGCUCCUGUGGAUGGCUGCAGUUAAGAGCAGCUAAUGGGUUGGAUAUCCCUUACCGAGGCUAUUUAGAACUGGACAUAGAAGUCCUGGGUAGGGUGCUUCCCUCCAUGGGCAUAUUGGUCGUUCAUGACCCACCGGAUUCUGGGUCAAGAAACAAAAAAAACGUUGUUCCAGGGCUUAUCGGAAUGAAUGUGCUUCGUUGCUGUCUGCGAGAAAUGUUCUGUCAAGGGAGCAGGGGUUUGUUUGCUUCUCCUUCUUCAGAUGUUCCUGCGAUUUGGAAACAUGCUCUGUUGGCGUGUCAACGCUUUGAAGAUCUGUCAAAUUCUGGUUUCUUGGGUCAGGUCUCCACCCCUCCAGGCUCUUCCAUUCUUGUGCCUGCUGGAUCUAUGAAGCUAAUUCCAGCUUUAUGCAGGCAGGGGCUGUGCCCCUUGAUUCCCUCUGUAUUUAUAGAACCAGGACAAGUAGGGGGGCAGUUGCCACCAGAUUUGCUCAUUCCUAGUUCUUUACUCCCCAUGGGUGAUGGCACAGUUGAUGUGCCGGUAGUCAAUGUGGGAAAUGAGGAUCGGUGGAUAAGACCACGUACCAUCUUGGGUCAAUUGCAUAUGAUAGAGUUAUGUUCGGUUAAGUCCAUUAGUUUUCAGGAAGAAGAUGGUAGUCAGGGCCCUGUUACUGUUAUUCAGUCUAUGGAGGUCAGCGCCUCCUAUCUUCCUGGUCUCACCGACACUAUCUGGCCUAACCUGACAGACGUAGAGCAGCAAGAGGCUAAGUCCUUACUUCAAAAGCAUAGUGCAGCUUUUAGUUGUGGGGAAGGGGAGUUGGGUUGUACAGACCUUAUUGAACAUGAGAUUCCAUUAGUGGAUGAGACGCCGGUGCGGCAACGCUACCGUAGACUGCCACCAUCGCAGUAUGAUGUUGUGAAGACACACAUUCAAGAGUUGUUGGAACAGGGAGUGGUGAAACCCAGCUGUAGCCCCUAUUCUUCACCCAUUGUUGUAGUUCAAAAGAAGGAUGGGUCUAUCCGUUUAUGCGUUGAUUAUAGGCAAUUGAAUGCGAAAACUAGAAAAGAUGCCUUUCCAUUGCCUCGGAUUGAGGAAUCCUUGGAUGCCCUUUCAGGUGCUUGUUUUUUUUCCACUCUCGAUCUGGCAAGUGGUUAUAAUCAGGUAUCUGUGGCAGAAAAGGACAGGGCAAAAACAGCAUUUUGCACUCCAUUUGGUCUCUUUGAGUUCCAGAGGAUGCCAUUUGGUUUGUGCAAUGCACCGGGAACGUUCCAGAGGCUAAUGGAAAGGAUCUUUGGAGAUCAGCGUUUCCAUACCCUUCUUUUGUAUCUUGAUGAUGUGGUGGUAUUUUCAUCCACGUUCCAGCAACAUCUGGAACGACUGGAACUCGUGUUGGGUAGGUUGACCUCCCAUGGCCUCUAGCUCAAUUUGGGGAAGUGCCAUUUCUUUCAGUCUGAGGUGAAGUUCUUGGGACACAUUAUUUCAGCUUCAGGAGUCGCAACCGACCCAGACAAA
This is a messenger RNA of Carassius auratus (goldfish), 2347 nucleotides long. RefSeq lists its product as uncharacterized. Lineage: Eukaryota; Metazoa; Chordata; Actinopteri; Cypriniformes; Cyprinidae. The record is from RefSeq and is a predicted model, not a curated record. Bases 773 to 2254 code for a protein of 493 amino acids. The transcript has a single exon.